AUGGCAUCAGUACUUGCGUGGGGAACCGGCAUCGCCGCCGCGGCAUUCUUCGGCCGCGCAGCAACGAUCGCAUGGCGCAGGUCUCGUGGUGGCGUCGGCGCGAUGGGCCAGGCCUUCUACAAGGGCGGAUUCGAGCCGCGCAUGAACAGGAAAGAGGCGAGCCUGAUCCUCUCCCUGAACGAGCGCGCCGUCACCAAAGAAAAGGUCCGAAAGGCCCACCGAACGCUGAUGCUGCUUAACCACCCCGAUCGAGGCGGCAGUCCGUACCUGGCGACGAAAGUGAAUGAGGCGAAGGAGUUCUUGGAAAAGACUUCGUCAUGA
Molecule: messenger RNA, 321 nt
Organism: Diaporthe citri
Lineage: Eukaryota; Fungi; Ascomycota; Sordariomycetes; Diaporthales; Diaporthaceae
Exons: 3
Coding region: 1-321 (106 amino acids)
Biological process (GO): protein import into mitochondrial matrix
Cellular component (GO): PAM complex, Tim23 associated import motor
Molecular function (GO): ATPase activator activity
Source: RefSeq, a predicted model, not a curated record